Molecule: messenger RNA, 535 nt
Organism: Paramecium primaurelia
Lineage: Eukaryota; Ciliophora; Oligohymenophorea; Peniculida; Parameciidae
Source: the annotation of a GenBank genome assembly
AUGGAUUUAGAUGUUUAAGAAGAAACCAUUAAAUUAUUAUAUGAAACUAUUUUUGAAGAAAUUUGUUAAUUCAGUAUAGAUUAAAAAGAAUAUGCUGAAUGGAUAGACAUUAAGAAACCCAUUCUAUUAAUAACAAAGAAGCUCCAAAAUAUCCCUUUCGAUCUUGAAAGAAUUUAACAUUUAGCUUAAUUAGAAGAAGAACAGAAAAGAGCAGCAGAAGAGGUUGUCUUGGCUGAGAAAUAUAAAAGGGAGCCAAAAAGGAAGCAAAGAAAAAUGAAGCUGAAUUAAAGGCUGAAAGAUAAGCAGAUCCUGAAAAACAAAGAUAAGCAGAGAAUUAAGAAAAUAGUAAAUUGAGGAUGAUAUUGAUUAGUAUGGGAAGAUGAAAUUUAAACUACAUCGAUAAUAUUAAAAGAAACAUUUAUCUUAUGUAUAAUUAAAGAUAUUUGGACCAAGAAUUCUAUUAAAAUGUUUAUUAGAUUAAUUACAAGCUAAAUCUACUUAUAUGAUUGACUCUUAAAUUCCACCUAGUUUUUGA